CAAAACUGUUGUCUCCUCAUUCACGACCAGGGGAAACAAGUGUCUUUGAAUAUGUUGUUAAGGAGAGAAAUAUUCAGAUUCUAUAACUGUGCUUCUAGACUUUUCUACUUCAAACGACUCUCUUUACUCAGGUCGUUAAUCCUCAUCUUUUUACUCAGCAUUGUCUCUAGCCUAUUUUUCUUUUAUCGCUUGAUGGACUCGAGUAUACACUCACCACGACCCAAUCCACCAGUGCCUCAUAUCAUAUGUCAUGUGCGACCAUCUAAUGCAGAUCAUGAAAUGCAAAGUCCUAGGCAUCAUAAAACAGAUGAUCGUUUACGACUUGCACAUAGAGCCCUUUUGAUUACUGAGGUGCCAAAUUCAAAAAAUGGCCAAAAAAUUAGAUAUUUCCUCAAUUCCUUACGCAUUGAAGUGAAAUUUGAAUCCAAAUCAAAGCCCAUACCAACUUUGACAAAUAAGAAGUCUGGUCGAUUUGCUGUGAUUAUUUUUGAAAAUUAUAACUCAUACCUUGAGUUGGAUAGUUGGAACAGACAACUUAUUGAUAAAUAUUGCCAUGACUACCAUGUAGGUAUUAUUGGAUUUGUAAAGCCUUUGGAGGGUACAGAAGGAGGAUCUACAUAUGUUGAGAACUAUCAUAUUUCAUUUCAAUACAAUUUAGAAUUAGAAGACUAUAAAUUAAACACAGACUCCAGUCUUUGGCGAGUUGUAAGACCCGGGGAGGUAUGGAGAGGCACUUUGCCAGAUACUUGGACAGUAUUUCAUAGCAACCAUUCUACUUAUGAACUAUUAGCUUUUUCUAAGUUGUCAUCACAUUUCUCAGAAGCUGAGGUUGAAGAUUCAAAAGACUUUGAGAAAUUCAGAUAUAUUACAUCAGUUCUCGAUACCGGGGAAAUAGAUGGAAUCCCAAAAGUAUUAUUUGGAAGUGAUUUAAACUUCUGGCUACAUAAUGUUAUUAUGAUGGAUGCUCUAUCCUAUUUGUCAUUUGGAAGGCUGGAACAAAAACAGGAGCGAUACAUUCAGAUUGAUGUGGAUGAUAUAUUUGUGGGAAAAGAAGGAAUACGUAUGAAAGUUCCAGAUGUUGAGGUAUAUAAUGUCAAAAUUUUUUAUGAUUGUUUGAUAUUGUUCCAUUGUUUAUCUUAUAUUUCAUCCCAAAAUUUAUUCUUUAAAAAAAGGUUUAGAUGAUAGUUUUCAAAUUACAUUUCAAAGAAAACUUUUUGACAUUUUAAAUUUAAAUUUCUUUUUUAGCAGCAUGUUAUUAAAAAAAAAUCAUCACUAUCUGAUUCUUAUUUAUCAUUAGGCUUUGGUGGCAGCACAAGACCGUCUUCAGAAGGAAAUAGAUGGGUUCCAAUUUAACCUUGGGUUUUCUGGUGGAUUUUUCCUGUUUGGUACUGAGGAGGAGGAUGAUGGGGACAGAAAGUUGAUUGGUUUGUUGUCAUUCCAUUUGAACAUUUGUUAAAUAAUGAAGAUUUUAAAAAAUGUAGGACUUAAAUGUUGUAAUGAACAAUAAAAUGUUUUUUAAAAUUUUUACAUGAGAUCCAUCCAUCAAUAACAGUUAGUGCUUUUGCAUAACACAAACUUUCUUUAACACCAUAUAUUAUUUGUCUGUGCCCCAAAACAAUGGAAUUCUCUCCCAUUACACAUCUGCAAUAUAACGACUAUCCCAGCCUUCAAAACUGCCCUCAAGACCCAUCUCUUCAAACUGUACUAUACCAAAUCAUUCUCACCCCCCUGUAACUGAUAAACAACACUCGAUGCUGCUGGGUGCUGUCCAUGGCUAAACAGGGGUAGAUAGUACUUGGGUGGGUGAGGUCAAGCUUUUCACCAAUUGUUGUUUUUAAAUGUAUAAUUUUCUAUAAUUGCUAAUUACACAGUUACCCUAGCCUUAUGCUGUGGUACUGUGCUAUGUAAAGCCACCUUAAUAAUAUUAAUAAUAAUAAUAACAUAAGGGUUCAAAGCAUGAUUUCGAAUUCUUUUAAUAUGCAGAGUACAGACACAGAUUCCGGUGGUUCAGUCACAUGUUUAGACAUGAACAGCCUCAUAAGUUUCCUAAAGAUUAUGUAGAAAAGGCAAUGAGGCUUAACAAGCAGUUUGCAGAGGUAUGUGAUUCUGUCUGUUUUAUAAUAUUGAUUUGAUAAACCUUCAUGACUUACUUUAUGUUGUUACGCACUGACUUGUAUUGGGAGAAAUUAAUCUCCUAUUUUAAUUUUAAUUGGCUCGUUGUAAACAGUGCCUAACAAAGGACGAUACCAUAUAAUCAACAAUAUUAAAGAUACGACCCAAAACAGCACUGACUUGUAUUGGGAGAAAUUAAUCUCCUAUUUUAAUUUUAAUUGGCUCGUUGUAAACAGUGCCUAACAAAGGACGAUACCAUAUAAUCAACAAUAUUAAAGAUACGACCCAAAACAGUUUCUAGUCACAAUUAAUAAAGAUUUAUUAUCUCUUAAGAUAAUUACAAAAUAAAAUAAAAUAAAAUUACAAUCUUCAACUUACAGUAUGGCAGAUGUCGUACCGGUACACAGUUAAUACAAUUAGAAAGAAUGAUGCCAAUAAAUAAUACGAAAUAAACACAUAUAAGUAGGAGCACACAACUACACAAGGAAUAAAACACGCCUCGUAAUGUUAAGAGAAUCUAUAAGAAAAUCUCCGUCCGUCCCUCCUCGUCCGUGCCUGUCAAUCCUUUAAAUAGGUGGGUCUACCGACGCCUAAGCCCUGCCUUCGAUAAGCUUCUAGAAAAAUCAAAAUCAUUCUACAAAAUACUAUUUGGAACAGAUUAAUUAUUUUCAUUCGUUGGCGGCGUCAACAAGAAAUACAUCAAAGACCUAAGCCACACCCCUUUGUGAACACAGCGUCUCAUGCGGGGUCAAUCAGAGGGCACGUACGAGAAAUAUUGUGUAAACAAGCUCUCUAUAACAAUGUGCUCAAUCAAGUGACCUCAGAACACUAUGCCUAUACUAAGUCUAGUGACCAGAACUUAUUUACUACUGUGUAACAAAGGGCAAAGUAGAGUGGGUUGAAGAUUUAUUUUGAUCUCUACCCAUUGAGAUAACUGUUUUCUAUGUAACAGUUAGAUUACUUUAUCUAAAUAUAUGCAAACUUACAACCAAUACUAUUUAAUUCUUCCAUUAGAGAAGAAGUCUGUUUGUGAAUGUUUGAAUAAAAACUCAAAUUUCAUGAGAAAACCAAUAAAGUUGCAACUAUUUCUCAUUGAUUAUUUAGCUAUAUUUCAAUUAGUAUUUCUUUGAACAAAAUUAAAAAAACUGCAGUUCUAAUCACAGCUUUAUUAUUAUAACAGAGUUACUUACUUUAACUGUAUAUUAUGGUAAGUACUGGUGGGAAUUAUAUUUAGAAAGAGGCCUUCCAUGGCUAUCAAUGGACUUGGAGUCAUUCUGAUGAAGUUUUUUAAGUAAACUAUGGAAGUUCACUUUGAAUAAGUAUUCAGAGUUAUGAACGUUUGCUUAAAUAUAUGUAAAGUAUAUGUGGGAUUUGUCUUGCUGUAUGUAUAUUUGAAAACAUCCUUUAUUACCAUUUUCUGAGAUGUUUGUCCUGAAACAUUACAUUGUAAUACAAAUAGAUGGAUGCAUACAAAUAAAUGUAUGCAUAGCUUUCCUUCCUUGCUAUAAAUUUAAACUUUAAUUUACAAUAAAUAAAAUGGAAACCAAUAUUUAAUUCACUUGAUUAUUAACUUACAUCAAAAGGUUGAAAGCAAAAAUUAAAAUGACAAUGUUACUUUAAAUAAGGGGAAAAAAAGCAUUUAUCCGUAAAUAAAUAUUUUAGAGGUCCAAGAUGUUUGUUGACCCAUCUGUAGAACUGUUAGUUUUAGGUAAACCUGAUAUGACAGCUUCAUAGUUGUUCUAUUGCCCUUCAUACUUCAAUUUUAAAAAAAAAAGAAGACUGAAGUGACUAAGGAAGGAAUUCUCUAAUGAAAUAAUAGUGCUUUGCUUAAAAAAUCUGCUAUGAUGGAAGUUGGAAUCAAAUUGGUCUUAUUUUGAUGUUUUUGUUUUUCCCUUUUAAUGUCAUACUAUAUGUUUAUUACCAUGGGAUCCCCUACUAAUUCUUGUUGGUUUUCACAUUUUUUGCAUGCAUUAAGUUAUAGGGUACUUUAGAAUAUAACAAAAUAUAUUUAAAAUGUGCCUAGCAGAUUAUGGCAUAUCAUCAUAUUCAUUAAUUUUGGGUCAUUUUAAAUUAUUUCCAUUAAUCACAAAUUAAUUAGAAAUAUAAUUCUGUUUACAAAUAUGAGAAUAUGUGUGUGCUUUUGAAGCCUUCUUUGUUACCAAUAUACAAACUACAUUCCUAUUACUUAUAUAGUUGACGAUUGGCAGCAGCUUAAUCAAAAUGUUCAGUACAUUUACAACUCUACAGCUUGCCAGUCAGGUGUGUCCUAGUGACACAGCAAUCAUCAACCAUCAAUGUGCCCUUUGGCAGACAUAUUUAAAAAAAUAUAUAAAAUAUAAAAUCAUUGAACGAUUAGUCUUUUGACCUAUAGCAUGCCAGAGACAGGAAAAUUUAACUUUCGACUGUAAGCUAAGUAAAAAAAUCACUUUUCUUUACUUGUACUAGACCACUCUUAAACUUAAGCUUUCAAAUGCUGACUCACUUUGUCCAAAUUGUUCACACACACACAUUUUCUGUACGCCCUAAAUAGCUCUGGAAAGGCAAUAAAUUAAUACCUUUUGGUAGUGCAUAAUUAAGCAUGCAGACUGUUAUAAAUUAAAUAAUGUUGAAAUGUACUUCUUCACUGUUUGAAUAAAUCUGGUUUUUUAAAGACUGUAAAUUAAUCUUUUAUAGAUAAUGGCAAACAGUAACAUUUUAAAAUUACUUUAUGAAAGGAAAAUGAUAUAAAAGUGUAUGGACAGUAUGCAGUAGCACCCCACCAUUCUGGUGUGUACCCAGUUUAUGAGCCACUGUAUUCUUCAUGGAGAGAGGUUUGGGGUGUUAAAACAACCAGCACUGAGGAGUACCCAAAACUGUUGCCAUCUUGGAAGCGCCGAGGUUUUAUACACAAAGGAAUAAUGGUGAGAAGCCAUCAUCUUUUAUUAGCCAUAUCCGGUAGCUGGCAUAUAGCUCUGAAGGCUCUAAAAUAACAAAAAUUACUGCAGCCCAUGUUAAAAAAUGUUCUUGGCUAAUUUUUAUUUAUAAAAUAAUAUUUUCACUGGACUGAAGCUGUUUCCCAAACUUCUGUGUGCUGUUUCUAAAAUGUUAACAAAUUAUUGCAGCAAUAAUGCAAUCUUUUUUUUUUUUUAAACAUAAUACCCUGCACUUUAGACAUUAUUUAAUCGUAACAAAUAAUAUAGCUUUUUUAAUGUCUCAGAUAUUAAUUUUCCUUUUUAAUUGUAUAUAAAGACAGUGAAGCAAAUGCUUAAAUGGAAUCAUUGUUUAGCAUGUUUGGGAUAAGCUCCUUCCAAAAAAAUAUUUUUUUUAAAGUUCUUUUAAAGACAGAGAUUUCAAUAAAUUUAACAAUGAUUAAUCUUAUUUUUCUAUAACUUUUGUUAUACAAUCUAAUGAAAUAUUCAAAUGAAUUUUUUUAAACUUUCUUAAAUUUCAGGUUCUCCCAAGGCAAACUUGUGGGCUAUUCACCACAACAGUAUUUAGCUCUGACUUCAGAGGGGGGCUUGAAGGUCUUGAUGCAAGUAUUCAGGGGGGUGAAAUUUUUCAAACAGUGCUUACAACACCAGUAAGAAUCAGCAGUAAACUAUUUAAAACUUAGAAAAUUAAAAAGGUGUUAAGAAAAGCAUAUGAGGUUAAAUGCUACUAUUUUGAUGUUUUGUAUAUUCAGUGGUUAGUUGAAGAACAAAAUAUUAACAGUGAUUAACAAAAUCAUUUUACAGCUCAAAAUAAUUAAGAGUAAAGGAUGAUCCUGGAUUUAUUAUUUGUUUCAGAUAAAUAUUUUUAUGACUCAUUUAUCAAACUAUGGCAAUGACCGCUUGGCGUUAUACAUGCUCGAAAGUCUGGUCAAGUUUGUGAAGUGUUGGACUAAUAUGAAGCUUAUUUCAGUACCUCCAGUUGAAUUGGGUCUUAAGUACUUUGAAAUGUACCCAAUAGACAAGGAUCCAAUAUGGACGGUUUGUAACUUUUCUAUUUUCCAUUAUUAUCUAUUACUAUUUUUAAUUGACAAAAAUAUAUUUAACAAAUUUUUUAACUGAGCAUACAGUCCACAAAAUAUGUGGUAGCUUUUCAUGUUUUUUUUUUUUCAUUUCCAGAACCCUUGUGACUAUAAUAGGCAUCUUAGCAUAUGGCCAGAUAAUAAAACUUGUGACCGAUUACCCCAUUUCAUUGUUGUGGGCCCUCAAAAAACUGGUAUGAAUUUAUUAAGGAAAUUU
Molecule: messenger RNA, 6317 nt
Organism: Lymnaea stagnalis (great pond snail)
Lineage: Eukaryota; Metazoa; Mollusca; Gastropoda; Lymnaeidae
Source: the annotation of a GenBank genome assembly